CGGGGUCGCGGGAGAGGCGGGUGCCGGGGUGCCCCGUUAAUGGGUUCUGGCGGGUGUAUACGAGUUCACCGGGCAGAAGCACUGGCAAACCGCCCUCGUGCCGCCUCCAGGGAUGGGCUCCAAGGCCAAGAAGCGCGUGGUGUUGCCCACCCGCCCGGCGCCCCCCACGGUGGAGCAGAUCCUGGAGGACGUGCGGGGGGCGGCCGCCGACGACCCGGUCUUCACCACCUUGGCCCUUGAAGACGCCCCUGCGCCCACAGGGAGGGCCGACGCCGAGGACCAGGAAGCCGAGCGCGAGCGGCUGUACCAGCAGAGCCGCACCUACGUGACUGCCAACCAGCGGCUCCAGCAGGCUGGCACGGAGUUGCAGCGGGCCUGCCAGGAGCUGCGGGGAGCUGGCGCCCAACUGGAGCGGGAGAUGGACGAGGUGAAGCAGGUGACCCUGCCCAGCGCCCAGGCCGCCUCUUCGGGCUGACCCCGUUCCAGAGCACGGGCGAGCCCACGGCAGGACUCCCGGGGCCCAGACACCCCC
Molecule: messenger RNA, 532 nt
Organism: Sorex fumeus (smoky shrew)
Lineage: Eukaryota; Metazoa; Chordata; Mammalia; Eulipotyphla; Soricidae
Gene: CUNH19orf25
Product: chromosome unknown C19orf25 homolog
Exons: 2
Coding region: 113-475 (120 amino acids)
Source: RefSeq, a predicted model, not a curated record